Phymastichus coffea is the source of this 3664-nucleotide messenger RNA. RefSeq names its product cyclic AMP-responsive element-binding protein 1-like (gene CrebB). The transcript is spliced from 7 exons. The record is from RefSeq and is a predicted model, not a curated record. Gene Ontology annotation, biological process: regulation of transcription by RNA polymerase II. The coding region runs from base 878 to 1702 and encodes 274 amino acids. Lineage: Eukaryota; Metazoa; Arthropoda; Insecta; Hymenoptera; Eulophidae. Gene Ontology annotation, molecular function: protein binding; RNA polymerase II cis-regulatory region sequence-specific DNA binding; DNA-binding transcription factor activity, RNA polymerase II-specific. Gene Ontology annotation, cellular component: nucleus; transcription regulator complex.
UCGGGCAUGGACCGCGCUCUGCCAGCAGCUAUUAGCCCCGCAGCUAUUAGUCGCUGCUGGCUCGACACCUAGGGAGUAGACCUUCACUGUGCUACUCUCUUCUGCACUUCUUUCUCGCCAGUUCUCUUUGCUGCUGUUGCUCCGAGUAGUAGCCGACGACGUAUCUCUCUCUGUCUCUCUCUGUCUAUCUCUGUCUAUCUGUCUCUUUUUCUCUCUCUCUCUCUUUCUCUCUCUCUCUCUCUUUCUCUCUCUCUCUCUCUCUAUCUCUCUCUCUCUCCUUCUCUCUCUCUUUUUCUCUCUUUCUCUCUCUCUCUCUCUUUUUCUCUCUCUCUUCGGCUCGCGCAAUGCCGCCGGAGAGAAACGAGCGUGACACUCGCCAAAAUAAUAGCUAAGUCGCCACGAAGUACCCGGACGGACGAACGGACGGAUUGACGGACGGAGGAAAAGCGCGGGCGUCCGCCCACCCGCACGAGUCCAACCUCGAGGACGGCUUUCGUCGUGCUCUUCCUUUGUAUUCCUGGGCGCUGCCCCUGCCGGAGAUGACAGCUUUUACAUCGUGUAGUGUAUGACCACCGCUUCGGAAACUCCGAACUUGUACCAAUCGAACCAAGCAUCGCCACACAUUGUUUACCGGGCACCACCAACGUCCAGCACCACAGUGGCAACUCGCUAUUUUUAGACACCUUCGUUCUCUGUUGCUGGCUAUCGCGCCUCAUACUCGCGCGUUCGCUUAUGUAAAAGCCGCUCUCUUUUUCGCGCUCUCUCGUUCCCGUCCAUGCCUGCGCUACCGAGUUUUUUCUUGUUACUGGAGCUGCCGUAACGAAAGAACUUGAGCAUUGACGAUGGCGCGAUUUACAGGGCACGCGGUCCCCGGGUUAUGGAAAGCAUGGUCGAAGAAAACGGAUCAGCUGUGGACCCACUGGCGCAGGGAUCUCAAAGCGGCGAAACCGCACCGACGAUUGUAACAUCGGUACAAUCAGUCAUACAACCUAAUCAACAGUCAGUUAUUCAAACAGCCACAAAUAUUCAACCUGUUGCCUUGUCCAAAGGAAAUGUCAUUCUUGUCAGUAAACCUAAUUCAGUCAUUCAAACAGCUCAAGGAAGUCUACAAACACUACAAGUUGUUGAAACGGCCAGUGAUGACAGUUAUUCUGAUGACGAAUCCCCCAAGAAAAGGAGAGAUAUGUUAUCAAGACGACCUUCCUAUAGGAAAAUACUAAACGAUUUAGGUGGUGGUGAAAUUGCUGAGACUCGUUUGCCCCAUUUAGAAUCUUCUUCUGAAUGUGACUCUAAUGUGGACAGUGAAGUGUCUUCCCAUUCACUCCAUUACCAAACAGUCAUACCUGCAGGAACUAUACAAAUAGCAACUCAAGGAGAAGGUGUACCGGGUCUACAUUCAUUAAGCAUGAGUAACUCAGGAACAGCCGGGGGCACUAUAGUACAAUAUGCACAGGGGCAAGAUGCUCAAUUCUUCGUGCCAGCAAGUGCUGGUCACGGGGUUGUUGUUGAAGAUGCGGCUAGGAAGAGGGAAAUGAGGCUUCUCAAAAAUAGAGAGGCAGCGCGCGAGUGUAGAAGAAAAAAGAAAGAGUACAUAAAGUGUUUAGAAAAUAGAGUUGCAGUGUUGGAAAAUAGAAACCAGACUUUAAUCGAUGAAUUGAAAACCUUGAAGGAAUUAUACCAACAUCAACAAAAAACCGAUUGAGGUUGGUACUUGCUUCUGUGGUACCGUAUCUUCAUGAAACCGUCGUUUAACAAUGAAUCUGCACACAUGCUGACAAUGUCCAUUAUCAUUGAUGUUGUGCUAAGAAAAAUGUACAUGCACUUCUAGAUAAGUGUUUCUUGUAACAUAUUGUAUUUAUGUACAACUACAAAGGCUUGUGAAACUUGCUAUUACUAAAGCGAGAAGCCAAAGUUUACACACAAUGCAGAAAACAGUCAUACGCGAUUAAAGAACAUCUUAUUUUGUUUGUUUUUUUAUAUAUAUUAUUACGAACCAUUCACGAAAUGAAUUGUUAUGAAUAAGACGUAAAAUACUUGUCUUUAGUAAGUAGAGCAGUGUUUUUGAAAAAUGAAUCGCGGAAAUUCAUUAUUUUGCCAUAUGUACACAUUUCCCAUUAUUUUUUUAUUAUAAAAACAAAACUCGAUGUUUAUUUUUUGGAUAAAAAAAGGAUUAGAAUACUUUUUCUUUGUUUUUUAACUCGAAGAACUUUUAUUAUCACCUAAUAGUUAACUUUGUUUUCUUUUUUUAUUUAUAAAAUGAGACAACAUCAAAGAAUUUACUAUUUUUUGACGAUGUUCAAGGUCGAACAGUGGUUUGAAGAGAUUUGUUAUGACUUUUUUUUCACUUCUUCACUGCAUAAAUAUAAAAAAAAACGUCCAUGCAUUUGUAAUGGAAGUUUUGGUUUUAAAAACUAUUGAGUAAAAUACUACCAAUAGCUAAUAGUAACCGAGAAUAUUGUACAAAUGAAACAAAGGUAUAUAAUGUACUAAACUAAAAUGUACUACUAUCGUGUUAUGAUUGAGAAGAUAAUAUCUCAGUAAUGAAUUGUAUUUUAUUAUCAACAGUCUAUGUUGAAUAUUGCUUAGAGCAUCCAUACAACUUUGUCACACUUAUAAUUAUUGUGUUGCACUACUCGGUUGAAAAUCAUUAAAAUGCUCUGAACCGAAUGAGACACAUUUGUAAAAUACAGAUGUAAUAUAAAUUUGGAGUGCCUUGCAGAUUAUAGUGUAUGUACCUUUGUGUGCAUAUGCAUAUAAAUAGAGAAUAUAAGAAUUUACUAGCAUAUAUCAAUUAAAUAAUAAUGUAUGGAAAGAUAUUUUUAAAUAAUUUAAAGCUAAACGUUUUACGAUAGAUUAAAACGAUCUGUAAAGAGAUUUUUUGGAGUAAAUAAGCAUAAAGAUGUUUGUAUGUUCUCGUUAAGCUAAUAUUUCACAAAAAAUUUAUCAUUGUGUAAACAAAAAAAGUUGGUGUAGGUUACGUAUAUUUGUUCAAAUUUUACUUUUUAUUUUACCUUAAAUUAUAGUUCCUUCAUUGUGCGUUGGGCGCAUUUGUGUCGAACAUGUUAUCAUUAUAACUAAUGUAAAAAAAUGUGUCCCAAUGUAUAACAUUUUUUAAUGGAAAACUCAGACUCAAUGUGACAACAGGUAUGUAUAUACCUACUAGCAAAACUAUUGUUGAAGAAUAAAACACUCAUUUAUGCAUUAAAACGGAUAAAAAGUAUGAUAAAAAAGACAAGUUUAUUUAAGACGUUAUUUUUGAAACAUGAAUUGCAACUAACUGAUACAUUUUUAUCCUAUUUUUUUUUGGAAAAAAGAGAUCUUUAUGAAGAUUAAAUCUCACUUGUAACUAUAUGUAUAGUAUGUGUAUAUCUUGGUUAUUGCGCUUAUACUCUAGAAUACUGUAUAUAGAAUAUGAUAUAUGUAUUUUUACAUAUCAUUGGCCUUCUUAAAAAAUAUAGCUUCUAAAUUUAUUAACAUUACAUCUUAUUCGUUUCCUGAGCAACAGAUUAUAUAUAUAUGAAUAUAUAUCGACCAAACCAUGAAAAAAUGCAAUAGUUGAUAUAAAUGAAAAGAGAAAAAUAUAUCUGUGGAAAUAAUUUUGUAUGAAGGAAAAAAAAUAAAAGAUGUAUAUGAAAUUAUAGAAUAAAAUUCGCAAAUCAUUGAU